AUCCGAAAACAAGCUCUCAUCAGUUCACAAGGGUGCAUUUAAAGGAGCGCGGAUCUUAGAGAUACUGGAUUUAUCCAACAACAAGCUCUCAUCAAUACAUGAAGGUGCAUUUAUCGGAGUGCCGAACCUACAGAGACUGUUUUUAUCUGGCAACGUAAUCGGCUCCAUUACCGGCGAUGUAUUUUCAGGACUGACGAACCUAAAAAGAUUGUUUUUAUCCAAAAACACUCUCUCAUCAAUACACGAAGAUGCGUUUAAAGGAAUGCCGAGCCUAGAGGGACUGGACUUACAUUUGAACACGCUCUCAUCCAUACAAGACGGUGCAUUUAACGGGUUGCCGAACCUUCAGUGGCUGAUAUUAGCCGGCAACGAGCUCUCAUCCAUACCUAGCGGAGAAUUUAGACGAUUGCCGAACCUAACUAAACUGUUUAUAUCACACAACUCCAUCUCAUCCAUACAGACUGGUGCAUUUGAAGACUUGCUUAACCUAGAUCAUCUGGAUCUUAGUGCCAACGGGGUAAGCAACAUUUCUCGGGCGGCGUUCAGUGGCUUGAGUCGACUGCGAUUGCUGGCUCUAAAUGACAACGACCUCAACAUCAUAGAAGAUGAUACUUUUCAAGGAGUGCCGAACCUUGAGGAACUGGAAUUGAAAUCCAGCAAGAUAAACAACAUUUCUCCGGCGGCGUUCAGGGGCUUGACGCAACUACGUGAUCUGAACCUGUUUAAGAACCGGUUAGUUAACAUUUCUGCGGAGUCAUUCAGGGGCUUGACGAAACUAAGCAAGCUAAUACUGGCUACAAACCGGAUAAGCAACAUUUCUCGGACGGCGUUCAGAGACCUGACGAAUAUAAGCUCAUUGUAUCUAACAGCCAACAUGCUCGAAUCCAUAGACGACGGUUUAUUUGACGGAAUGCCGGGCAUGAACUCUCUGUUCCUGCCUGGAAACCAGUUACGCAACAUGUCUCGGGAGUGGUUUAAGGGCUUGACUCAACUACGAAAAUUGAGUUUAAUGUGGAACCAUCUCGAAACCAUAGACGACGGUGUAUUUGAAGAAGUGCCUAACUUAGUCGAAUUGGACCUGACAAUCAACCUGAUUCGCAACAUUAAUCGGGACGCGUUCAGGGGCUUGACGAAACUAACCACACUAAAUUUAGGAAACAACAAAAUUCAACAGAUUGAUGCCAAUGCAUUUACACACCUCAAUCACUUAAAUCACUUGAAUCUCAACGAGAAUCUCAUUACGCAGUUUCCGACAACAUCGAGAGAAACGCAAAAUUUGACCAUUGAUCUAGGUAACAACCCGCUAAUCUGCGACUGCCAGCUGAUUGAGAUAGUACAAGGCGGCCCGCCCAAGCUUACAUUAGGCGUGUGUAAUGAGCCCGUGAAACUGAAGGGGCGUAGCAUAUCAAGCGUCAUUCGAGCUGAUCUCAACUGCAGAACACAAAUAUACGAGGCGUCAACAUCUCAAGCGCCGGCAUCACAAUCGACUGCCUCAUCGACUACGGAAUCGUCGACAUUUGUGUACAUCGGCAUUGGGCUCGGUGUCGUUGUGUUGGCUGUCAUCACUGUAGCAGUUUUUAUCAUCAUAAAACAGAAGUAA
Molecule: messenger RNA, 1600 nt
Organism: Dreissena polymorpha
Lineage: Eukaryota; Metazoa; Mollusca; Bivalvia; Myida; Dreissenidae
Product: leucine-rich repeat-containing protein 15-like
Exons: 20
Coding region: 263-1600 (445 amino acids)
Cellular component (GO): plasma membrane
Molecular function (GO): protein binding
Source: RefSeq, a predicted model, not a curated record